AUGUGGAUACUCAUAUACCUAUUUAUUAUAUGGUCCUCACUUCGAACGUGGGUUGCUGCUGUUGACUUUACGGUCGGGGAUAUUGUGAAUGAGACGGUUUCAACAGCGGUGUGGCCUACAAUGUCCCCUCAAAUGACGGUUGCCUUCAGGUCUCAAAGGGAUGUCAUGGGAAACUUAACUAUAGACCAGCUGCCGUAUGUAGGUUUGAACCUGCGGCAGGUCUUAUUUAAUAAUCAAACUAACAUGAUAAAUGAAGGUAAUAAUACUAGACUACUUACUCUGUUUAAGUCUAUGCUAUCCUCGGAGGUGAAUGCUUUUGUCCUGGACUUGGAACAACAUAGUAAUGACUUGAUGGUGGCAGAUACCACAUUAUUAUUCAGCGACGUCCUAACUGCUUUACAAUCUUUCAUUUUUAGUACACAAAACAACCUCUAUGCAAAUAUAAUGGUGCUAUUACUGAAUAUAUCAGCGUCUAUGCCAGAAAAUGCGGAAUACAGUUAUCAGAACCAAACUUUGAACACCACCUCUAUCCUGGACAAAAAUAUAGGAAGCACUUUUAUAUACAAACCUACAGAUUUACAAAGCGAUAGAGCGAAAAAUAAUACUUGGAACAUCUACGGAAAAUCAUCUAUCGAUGGCUGGCCUACUCUAGGUUCUGUAUUAUACGAACAAAAGAAAAGACUAGUUAUAGGAGAACUAACGGAUGUCCUCAAUGAAACUACUGCGCCGUACAUUUUCCCCCAUAAUGUUUUCCAUUAUGAACAGGGGAAUAUUACAUUGGAUUGUCCCUCUACUGUGGAGGGCCUUGUCAAUUUAUCAUCUGUUCACUGGAGGUUUUUGGACUCGCAGUUUAAUUCUGUAGAUAUUAAAGAGUAUAUUUCAUGCGGCGUAUCGCCAAUAAUAAGCAAUCCAGCAUAUAUUAAUAAUGUGACACAUUUAGCGGAUUUAAUCCAUGGAGGCAACGUUUGGUCAUGGGAUAACAAUCAACCUUCGGUUACUCGAUCAACGUCUAAAUCAGGAGACCUAUCCAGCGCGCUAGAAGCUUACAACUGCGUCCUUUUGUAUUACUUUGCCAAUAAUGAGACAGUGACAUGGAGAGUGGAUAAUUGUUAUAAUUCUAAUAUUGGACUCUGCAGGUAUAAAAAUACGGCAUUUAAAUGGUUGGUGAGGUCCAAUAAGGCUACAUACUUUGACUUUGAUAGUUACCAGGGAUCCAAAUGUCCUGAUCAGUACACGUUUAACAUUCCAAGGACUCCAUUGGAACAAAGAUCAUUGAUUUCUUAUUUGAAGAAUGCCUCCUUUCCCGAUACUCAAAUAUGGAUAGAUCUAAACUCCAUAUCAGUGAGUAACUGUUGGGUCAGUGGUGGUCCGUAUGCAAGUUGCCCGUAUGAAAAGGUCAUUUCCAGAAGAAAUUUCGUGAAAAUGAUGGUGCCUGCAUCGGUUUGUUCCUUUGCCCUAUUGUGUAUUGUCGUUUACUUGAGCGUAUUGAAGGUCCCUAUUUAUGAUAAUAGGAAGAAUUGGAGGAGAGUUAUCAAUAAGAUCUCGAAAUCGGAACUGGAAGGUGUACCUUCCUAG
Saccharomyces mikatae IFO 1815 is the source of this 1575-nucleotide messenger RNA. RefSeq names its product Mtc6p (gene MTC6). Bases 1 to 1575 code for a protein of 524 amino acids. The record is from RefSeq and is a predicted model, not a curated record. NCBI's taxonomy places the organism in Eukaryota, Fungi, Ascomycota, Saccharomycetes, Saccharomycetales, Saccharomycetaceae. The transcript has a single exon.